ACUAGCAGAUAUAUAAUGUAUAUCUCAUGCACAUUGAAGAAUCUUUGUCAACUCUCGGGUGAAGAAGGACCAAGCAAGUCCCAGGAUCAGAACAAUAAUGCUGUUUGGAUCAUCUAUGUUGCAAUAGUUAUCGGGCUGGUAUUCACCGCCAUUACAUUUCUUGUCUUGUUACAAGAAAAAGAAAAGUUGAGACAAGAUUUAACAGAAACGGAACGACGAUUGAACAAGAGUGAAGUGAACCUGCGAGGGCAGAUAGCUUUGCUUCAGAAGCAAAUGCUCAAUGUAGCAGGCGAGAUGUCAAGACAAGGACGAAAUAUAGGAGACCUACAAAACUCAUCCAGUGAAAAUAAAAAAAAUAUCUCAUCUCUGGAGGAAACAUACAAACGCCAAAACAGCGAAAUUCUCGCGAUGAAGGCAAAUCUCAAUAAAGCAGCAAUCCCAGUCGCUUCGGUGAGAUUGAUUACUGAUACAGGGGCGACAUCUACCGUUCAAGGAAGAGUUGAAAUCUUACAUCAAGGAAUUUGGGGAAAUAUUUGCACCGAUGACUUUUCAAAUGAGGACGCCAGGGUGGUUUGCAGAAUGCUUGGGUACACGGAUGCGGGUGGUCGCACUGGGAAUAAUUACCGCGUGGGAUCAACUGCAAAAUUCUGGCUGAAUCGUCUUCUCUGCACUGGCCAGGAAUCUAAUAUUGGACUAUGCCCCCACGGUGGAUGGAAUUGGAAAAAUUGCAUAAAUGCGGCUUCUGUUCAUUGCUAGAAAGAUAAUAAAUAGUCAUAGAUGUGAACGGAGUCUAACUCAGGUUAAGUUGUUUAUUACGAGACCGGACUCGGAAAUUUUUUUUUUCCAAAUGACCUAUUCUUCUAUAUCAAUGUUUGUAUUAUUCCAUUUUCCACUAUUUUUGAGUGACCAAACUUUUGUAAAAUCUCGCAAUCCAAGAUAUGCUAAAAUGCUUUUAUGGGCAAAUAAUAUAGCAAUGUAAAACAAUGAUUCUUACAUAACAUUUAUUCUACCAGUGAUAGCUUAGGAAUGAGAAAGCCGUGUAUGUUGGCCAUUAGAGAAUUUUUGAAAUCUUGACGUGGCUUUACUUAGCAGACUAGAGGCGGUCAGCUUUUUAAUCUGUGACCUUGAUUCAUGGCUCCUCAGAGUGGCGCAUCGUGCUAAGCGUUAGGAAUACGCUCGCCAUGCACCUCUGA
This is a messenger RNA of Styela clava, 1193 nucleotides long. The record is from RefSeq and is a predicted model, not a curated record. Lineage: Eukaryota; Metazoa; Chordata; Ascidiacea; Stolidobranchia; Styelidae.